Saprolegnia parasitica CBS 223.65 is the source of this 1388-nucleotide messenger RNA. RefSeq lists its product as hypothetical. The transcript has a single exon. NCBI's taxonomy places the organism in Eukaryota, Oomycota, Saprolegniomycetes, Saprolegniales, Saprolegniaceae. Bases 83 to 1294 code for a protein of 403 amino acids. Gene Ontology annotation, biological process: regulation of DNA-templated transcription. Gene Ontology annotation, molecular function: DNA-binding transcription factor activity; sequence-specific DNA binding. The record is from RefSeq and is a predicted model, not a curated record.
AAAGGCCAGUUUGGGAGAUCUGCGGCAAGAUACACGAUCCGAGUCAGUUGCGAAUUUGUCGAAGGUCCCAGAAGCAGACCCGAUGACGACGAUGGACACGCCGGCCAUGAGGACGGACGAGACGACCUCGAUGACCAUGAUGAUGAACACCAUGCACGGUAGCAUGGCCUACGACGCCGACGCCGACGCCCUCGGCAACGGCAACGCGACCGGCAGCUUUGUCACGAAGCUCUUUGCGAUGGUCGAGACGGAGCCCGACUCGGUCGUGACGUGGAUCCGCGAGGGCACGGCCUUUUGCAUCGUGCAGCCCAAGGUGCUCGCCGAGACGUACCUGCCCAAGUACUUUCGCCACGGCCGAUUCUCGAGCCUCAUCCGUCAGCUCAACUUUUACAGCUUUUACAAGGUGACGGAAGGCAGCUCGAUCAUUUACCAGCACACACACUUUCGCCAAGGCCGCCCGGACCUGCUCCCGAACAUUAAGCGACGAGGCGCGGGCAAGGCCAAGGACCCGUGGGUCGACCCGCUCAGCAGCAAGCAGCGCUACGACACCGACGCGCCCGGGUACACGUCGGGCAGCGUGAACCCGACGGCGUCAGGUAUGCCCGGCCGCGACGACCAGUGCUCGUCCCCGCUGAGCAAACCACUCUCAGGACUGCAGAACCCGUCGAUGCUCUUGAACGACAAUAUGUCGCCGGCGUUGAAGCCGGGCAUGGCGCCCUGCGUUGUGCCGCCGAUGGUCGACAUGCACGGCCGAGCCGACUUGGGCAAGGUCAUGAUGAAGACGAUGCGCCCGCAUCACAUGGCCAUGAGCCACGCGGCGAGCAUCUACGGCACGGGUCUCGGCUUCCAAGACAGCGCCACCAACAUCACUUUGGUGCCGACGCGGUCCGCUGACUCCAUGAAGCCGCCGCUUUGGAAGAGCCCGGUCGAAUCGAGCUUCAACGUCAAGCAAGAGAUGUCGUUCUUCACGCACAUCCCGUACAAGCAGCCUACGAAGCAAGAGAUGGACGAGAACGACGUUAUCGACAACGCUAUUCUUGACGACCUUACCUUCGGCGACGACAUCAAGGCGGAGCCCGCCACAGACGCCCGGCCCACUGUCUCCGUGGACCCACGAUCAGUUGUGCUCUCACGCAACUGCCUGAAGCUGCCUACAGGCAUCCAGUUGCCCGUCAGCGCCCCGACCGUCAUUGACACAUCGAUGCUAUUUGGCGCCGACGACGACACGUGGGAGGUUCCCCUCUCGCCCCUCAACGACCCCGAAGACAUUCCGUGGUUGGACUUGUCAUUUUGAAUUGCGCCUUGCGUCUUUACACGUAUACAUAUUUACGAGGUAUUAAUAUUUAGUUAAGUUAAUAAGUAGUAUGAAUUAACUAACCUAUUGUGCA